Messenger RNA from Yamadazyma jaroonii, 1911 nucleotides. Lineage: Eukaryota; Fungi; Ascomycota; Pichiomycetes; Serinales; Debaryomycetaceae. The record is from the annotation of a GenBank genome assembly.
AUGAAUGAAGAGUUAAUCAAUGAUAAACUACAUUUAAGUAAACUUUACUUCAAAUCCAAUGAUUAUAGAAAUGCUUUGAAAACUUAUACUGAAUUAAUUCUUUUGAUAGAAUCUUAUUCCUUAGAAGAUUUGAAAAAAGUUAAUGAACAUUAUAAUUAUAAUCAUCCUAUACUGACAUUUCACCCCAAAUUAAUAUCUAUUCUUGAUCAAAGAGCUGCCACUUAUGAGAAACUAAAUCUUUUGGAUAAGGCGUUAAGAGAUGGUGAAAAGAUAUUGAAAAUCAAUAGUUUUGAUGUCAAAGGAUAUUUGAGAAUAGGUAAAAUCCAUAAGUUGAGAAAUGACCAUUUGAAAUGUUUCAAGAUCUAUCAAACAGGUGUUUAUACUAUCAGAAAGUUCAAGGAGAAAUACCCUGAGUUCAAAUUCAAUAGAGAUUUGUGGCAUAAACUUGUUUCUAAUUAUAAUGAGAUAAACUCCUUCUUGAAGAGCGAUAGGAAUUCCAAACCUCCUGAGCCUCCAUUGAAGAAACCCAGAAUAAAGAAUCUUGAUCCUUUGAAUUACUUGAAUUAUGAUGUUAUUGAGCAUGUUUUUGAGCUCUUGCCCAACACUUAUAAAUAUCAUUUAGUGUGUAAAAAUUGGUAUCAAACGUUGAAAUUAUUGAGAUUAAACAGAUCCGUACAGUUGAAGAGUAGAAUUUUAUCCAGAGAAUUCGCCAAUGGGAUACCUUAUUUCAAGACCUUGAAGGAACUCGAACUCACAAUGUUACCUACAAACGAUACAGAAUUUUAUAGAGUUGUGGAACUCAUAGUGAACAAUAGAUUAAAAAUCAGUAAAUUUGAAAUAUUCAAAAUUAUCAAAUUAAACAUGCUUUUUUCAAAAUUUGACAAAUUCAACUUCAAUUUUGGUUUCAAGAAUAUUCGGUCGUUCAAGAGUUAUGUGGAUAAAUCACCUCAUAACUUGAUUAUUCAUUUAUUUCCUAAUCUCACUCAUUUAGAAUUGAUCAUUAAAGCUGAUAACUCCAAAGAUCAUGACUCCUUGGUUAUAAAUAAUAAAUCACUCGUCCGGAAGCUAUACGAUAACGUUCCGCCGAUAGAAACUUUGGUUUUGAUAAGUAAUUUGAAACAACCAAUUCCAUUUUUAUCAUAUUCCUUCAACCUCACAAAGUUGGUGAUAGUCAACUUCAAUUUUGAAAACAUUCAACACAAAUUUGGAAUUUUUUUACAACGAUGCUCCAAUUUGAAAGAUUUAAUUUUAGAGAAUAACGACGAUUUCUCCUUCAAAAUGUUUAUGAAUAAUCUCAUAAACUAUAAGUCCGAUUUCAAAUUGAACUAUUUAAUGUUCAGAGAAUAUUCUAUAAGUUUAACAAGUUUGUCAGAAUUUGAACUUCUGGAUUUUAACAAUCUAACCGAAUUGACCAAACUAGACUUAUAUUCUACAUCUUUGACCAAUAGAGGGUUGUUGAAGCUUCUUGGAGUGACGAAAAAUCUUCAAUCUUUAGUUCUUGGAUCAUCCAACUAUUUAUUCUUCAAAAACGAUAUCAUUAACAAUUAUCCCAAAAUUUCAUUGAUCGAAAUACUUGAAAGAUGUUGCAAACUUAAACAUAUUUCAUUGGUAGAUCUAAACCUAGAUAAUGUCAGUUGCAGGAAGUUCAACCAUGAUUUAACCAACUUUUCCAAAAUAGGACAAGUUCAAGGACUCACAUUAGAAUUGAGUUUCAAUGUCAACAUCAAUGGGAUUGGAUUAUUCAACUUACUUUCAAAAAUCGAUGCUAUUAGAGUGUUGGUUAUUGAUGGUAUAUCCAUAAAUCAACAAUCUUUACAGCUUAUUGAGAGAAAUUAUGGGGUUUUAGUGAAAAACGAUCCUUUAUUAAUAAAAUGGAGACGUUUUGGAGUCAACUCAUAUGUCUUAGACUAG